UUAUUACCAGAGCUGCUUAAAUUAUUCCCCGCCCCCAAUCUUUGUCUCUGUAGCGUUUUACCGCCGAAGCUCUCAGCCAAGUCGAUGAUGGCGAAGGCCGAGCCCGAUUCACAGAGCAACAGAGCAGCAGUGCAAGCCACCAACGACGACGCCUCUGCCAGUAAACUAUCAUGUGUUAGAAAGGGAUACAUGAAAGACGACUACAUACACUUUUUUGUGAGAAGGCCUAUCAAGAGAUCUCCAAUUAUUAACCGAGGUUAUUUUGCCCGUUGGGCUGCACUGAGGAACCUCCUCUUUCAAUUCCUCAAUGUUGGAACUAAUACAGAGGAACAUACAAAGAAGCAGAUAUUGUCGCUUGGAGCUGGCUUUGACACAACUUACUUCCAAUUGCAGAAUGAGGGUAAUGCACCGCAUUUAUAUGUGGAGUUGGAUUUUAAGGAGGUGACUAGUAAGAAAGCUGCAAUAAUUGAAGCCUGUAGUCAGUUGAGAGAAAAACUCAGUGGAACAGUAUCUAUAUCCCAAGAAAAAGGAGAAGUCUUCAGUGAUCAUUACAAGCUACUCCCUGUUGACCUGCGUGAUAUUGAUAAAUUAAAUGAAGUAUUGGCUAUUGCUGGUAUGGAUCCCAGUUUGCCAACAUUUAUAAUUGCAGAAUGCGUUUUGAUAUACUUGGAUCCAGAUUCGAGUCGUGCUAUAGUUGGUUGGGCAUCAAAAGCAUUUUCAACUGCAAUUUUUUUCUUAUAUGAGCAGCAUCAUCCGGAUGAUGCCUUCGGCCAACAAAUGAUCAGAAAUUUAGAGAGUCGAGGCUGUGCUUUGUUGGGUAUCAAUGCUACACCAACGUUACUUGCAAAGAAAAAGCUUUUUCUUGACCAAGGAUGGCAGACAGCUGGAGCAUGGGACAUGCUGAAAGUGUAUAAUAACUUAAUCGAAGCUCAGGAAAGACGAAGGAUUGAACGGCUGGAGUUAUUUGAUGAAUUUGAGGAGUGGCACAUGAUGCAGGAGCAUUACUGCGUGGCAUAUGCAAUCAAUGAUUCCCUGGGGCUUUUUGGGAAUUUUGGCUUUCCUGGGGACCAGCACGUGCUUGACCCUCCCCCUCAAGCAUGAGAUGUAAAUAGCUUCCUUUAGGCUGCUGCUGCUGGCAAUGCCUGCCUCCGACCGACUCUUCCAAAAUUUGUUGAAGAAUUUAAUACUCGAAGGAGCACGUGCUCUCCGCACGUGCCACCUACACAAGCUGAGGAAAUUAUUUGCCAGGUAAAAAGACAAAGGUAUGUUCUGGAGGACAUUAAUUUACUCAUAUAAGAUAUAGAUACAAAGAUUAUGAUUCUCAUGGUGUGGAAAAUGCCUCUAUUUAUAUUUGACUGUUUGAGCUGCUGGAUGUUUUGAGAGUAGAUAAAUCUUCUUCUCAUUUUCCCCUUGUGGUUGAUUGAGUUGAGCCAGCUGUUUGGCAAAAUAGAACAUGGUGGACCCCUUGAGUUAAAGAAUGUAGUAAUGACCUAUUGACUUGUGGGGACUAUGCCAUGUGCCAAACAUAAUUUCCAUUGUUGGCCCCUUUGCUUUAUUACUCCACUUCUCUUUUUUCUCCCUUGUUCUUCGUUUGUGGGGAAUUGGAUGAAGGAAAAAUGGUGCUGCCCUUUCACACUUGAACAUAUAUAUAUAUAUAUAUGAUGCUCUGUUAUGCUUGCUUA
Molecule: messenger RNA, 1682 nt
Organism: Cucurbita pepo subsp. pepo (vegetable marrow)
Lineage: Eukaryota; Viridiplantae; Streptophyta; Magnoliopsida; Cucurbitales; Cucurbitaceae
Source: RefSeq, a predicted model, not a curated record